AUGAAGUUCUCCAUUGCAUUCGGUUUCAUGGCUGCUGGCCUCGUUGCCGCUGUCCCAUCGGCCAACCAGCUUCGAUCUGUCAGCGACGUGCUCCCCAACCUAAAGCGCGACGUCUCAGGCGCCGGCUUCGUGCACGUCGGCUCUGACAAUGUCGUGCGCGCCUUCGACAAGAACUUCAACGUGGUGGACUACGCGAGGCUCGACGACAAGGGCUCACUCGGAAAGGACCCCAGCGCAGAUGUUCUCGCCGAGGCCAAGCUCGCCAAAUCCAAGGCUAUCGAGCAGACCUCCAAGCCGCGCCAGCCAAGCCCCCUCGAUGCGCGCCAGGAGAAGAGCUGCCCUAGCCAGUCUUGCCCGGAUGACACCUACUGCAAGGACUUGUCUAUCUACGGAUACGACUGCUCGACUUGCCUGAGUGUUACGCACACCGUUGGUAACUGCCAGAAAUGA
This is a messenger RNA of Daldinia childiae, 450 nucleotides long. RefSeq lists its product as uncharacterized. NCBI's taxonomy places the organism in Eukaryota, Fungi, Ascomycota, Sordariomycetes, Xylariales, Hypoxylaceae. The transcript is spliced from 2 exons. The record is from RefSeq and is a predicted model, not a curated record. Bases 1 to 450 code for a protein of 149 amino acids.